AUGAACUUGCUCACUUUAUUCUUUACAGCGUCUGCUGUAGCACUUAUUCUCCGUCGCUUCUAUAUGAGCGCACGGCGCAGACAGCACAACGACCUAUGGAAUAAGAUAGAUAUCGUAGGCGUCCCACAGGGCGGUGGUAUCCUAUCAUGGGCCUUUGCCAUUGCAAAGUCAGUCACCUCGAUGCAGGAAGCCAUGCGCGAUGGUUACAAAAGGUUUUCAAAGUUUGAUAAACCCUUUGGCCUUCCGACCAUGUGGAUGGGAGGGGCUCUUGUUGUCCUGCCGCCAUCCAUGUUGCACCUCCUCAACAGGCCUCGUGAUGAGUUGUCUAGUUUCGACGCCUUGCUGGAGAAUGCUCAGUUUCAAUACUUGAUGACGGAUAAGGAUGUUUGGGGCAACACUAUUCACUUUGACAUUGUUCGCAAGAACCUCACCCAGAAGGACAUGGGUCCCCUAGCCGGCAUCAUGGCCGAGGAAUGGGCCACAGCUUUCCAGAAAUGUUGGGGAGAUUCGAGAAACGGAACCGUUGUUAAUGCCUGGGACUCGAUGGUACGAAUUAUUUCGCACGCCGCAUUGCGAAUCAUGGUCGGGUUGCCUGGAAGCAAGGACGAAACGUACUUGGAGCAGUCGAGGCUGUAUGCCAAUGCCGUUCUGGUAGACGCUUGCUUCAUCAACUGUCUGCCUCCGGCGUUGCGGCCAAUAUUAGGAAGAGUACUAGCCCUGCGAGCUAGAUAUCACCAGCGAAAGUUGCUCAAGAUGUUGCUACCCAUGGUGGAGGAAAAGAUGCAGCAGUUCGAGGACCGAGGCGGUGAUGAAGCCAACAGUCCAGGCAAUGUUAUUCAGUGGCUUAUUGCCGUUGCUAAGAGCCAUGGACCCGAACAAAUGACAGCGAACAAGAUAGCCAUGCGCAUCCUCGCCCUAACAUCCAUGUUCGUAUUCGCCAUCGGCUGGGUCUUUGCGCACGCAGUGAUAGACAUAUACAGCAGCGACGAGCGUGACGAAAUCGUCAGCACGUGCAGGGACGAGUGUCGACGCGUGUCGUCCGAAUACCAAGGUCUGUCGACAAAAGAGGCCACCGACGCUCUCUACUGUGUCGACUCUGCUGUGCGUGAAUCUAUGCGCCUCAACGACGUAAUGGUGCAUCUGCUCCCACUAGACGUCAUAUCAGGAAAGGGAAUUGAUCUCGGUCAAGGCCGCCGAAUAACUGCUCGGUCAGGCGUGCGGACUGUGUUUCCCGCGCAAAUGGUGCACAUGGAUCCCGAGAUAUAUCAUCAUCCUGAGCAUUUCGAUGCGUUUCGCUUCUCACGCGAGUUUCCUGCUCCGCAGCAUACUGAUCGUCAGAACGGAACCAAGAGGCAGCUCAUGACCACCGUUAGCACAUCGUUUCUUCCUUUUGGCUAUGGUAGGCAUGCGUGUCCGGGGCGCUGGUUCGUAGCCCAGAUGGUGAAGCAGGCCGUGGCUUAUGUGCUUCUCAACUACGACGUUGAGGUCGUCAAGAAACCAGGAAAGCGGACUUCGAUGCUAAACUUUAUGCUUCCCCCGCAGAAAGUUGCGCUGCAUGUUAGUAGAAAGGGCGUAGACGUACAAUGA
Molecule: messenger RNA, 1587 nt
Organism: Metarhizium robertsii ARSEF 23
Lineage: Eukaryota; Fungi; Ascomycota; Sordariomycetes; Hypocreales; Clavicipitaceae
Product: Cytochrome P450 CYP607B1
Exons: 2
Coding region: 1-1587 (528 amino acids)
Molecular function (GO): monooxygenase activity; heme binding; oxidoreductase activity, acting on paired donors, with incorporation or reduction of molecular oxygen
Source: RefSeq, a predicted model, not a curated record